UCUUUUUACUCUACACGACGGGUAUCGUCGCUUCUCUUCACCUCAACACGAAGACACCUUUGAUUUGUUUCCAAGAGAGAUAGAUAGAGUGGAGAGGAGGAGGAGCCUUCUUCACCUUAUAUAACCCUACUCUUCCUCGAGUCCUUCAGAUCGUCUCCUCACCACACACACCACUCAACCUAAUUCCCCUCUCCAUUCUAUAUAUCCUUCUCCCAUCCCCAGAUUCUUCUCCUCAGCCUCCUUUUCUCCGUCUUCACUCCGAUUAAGACCUUUCUCCACUCCACUUCUGUUCGACCCUUCAGUGUUGAGACUUUAACGGAUUUGGAUUUCAAUGUAGGCAUCGCUACCAACGUAAAUCUGGGUUUUUUUUUGUUUGUUUUAUGGUUGGGUCUUUUUUAUCGUAUACAUGCAGUUUUGGGGAGAGUACGUGCGAUUAAGCGACGAAUCUUGUUUGAUAUACGCAACAAGAAGGGUUUGAACGGAGAGAGGAGUAAUGGAAGGAGGAAACAUGGUGGUCAGGGUGAAGAGAGAAACGGUUGUGGCAUGCAUGACUUGUUCUCUCUGUGACAAUCUCCUCCGUGACGCCACUACCAUUUCUGAGUGUCUUCAUACGUUUUGCAGAAAAUGCAUUUAUGAGAAAAUCACAGAGGAAGAGAUAGAAAACUGUCCAGUAUGCGAUAUUGACCUCGGUGGUACUCCCCUGGAGAAACUAAAGCCCGACCAUAUUUUGCAAGACUUGAGGACGAAAUUAUUUCCCCUAAAACGGAAGAGAGAGAGUGUGUCUUCCAACACAUUACCUGCAAGGAGGAAAGAGAGGUCUAUCUCGUCUUUGGUGGUAAACACACCUAGGGUUUCAGCACAAGCUGGUACAACAGGAAAAAGAACAAAAACUGCGACGAGGAAAGAUGUGCGAGGUAGUGGUUCAUUCACUAAGAGAGCUGUGAAAAAGGAAGAAGAAUUUGGAGAUGAUAACACAGAGAGUGCAAGCUCGCCUGAAACACUUAAAAAAUUCACUCAGAAUAAAAGGCAGUCUUCAUAUGCAGAGCCCAACCAGUCCCUUUCUAAUAGAAGAAACAAGAGUGCUGAUGAACCUUGGGAUUCCAAAUUGCAUUCCUGGAAACCUUUAAAUUUUCUUGUUGAAGUGGCGAACGGAACAGAGGACCCAAAAUCUGAGCAUGGAAAUGCAUCUCACAAUGAUGUUGAGGGGAGUAAAACCAAAACGAAGGAGAAGAAAAGAAAAUGUAAACUUGAGGAAGAGAACAGCAAUAAUGGUAAUCCUACAACAUCAGAAACUGCUACUCUUAAAAGAACGCGUAGGACUCGCCGCAAAAGGUCUUCUUCUUUUGGUGAUUCAAUAAUUUCACCAUUACCAGGUGCAACAAGCCUGAAUCAGGAGAGGAGAAAAGGUCCUGUUUGGUUCUCACUUGUGGCGUCAACUAAUCAGGACGGAGAAACAUCUUUGCCUCAGAUUCCAGCAAACUACUUGAGAAUAAGGGAUGGAAGUAUUCCAGUUUCUCAUAUCCAAAAGUACCUCGUGAAGAAGCUUGAUCUCAAAAGUGAAACUGAGGUGGAGAUAAGAUGUAUGGGAGAACUAGUUCUCCCAACGUUGCAGCUUCACAGCUUAGUGGACCUAUGGUUGGAAACAACUUCUAAGCAUGAAAGAGUCGCUGCAUCUGUAGGUGCCUCUGCAAAGGAAUUUGUGAUGGUGUUAGUUUAUGGGCUGAAGCUCCCUGAAAGCAACAACUAAAGAACUUAUUCAUUGAAACUUUUAUAGACCGAGAGAAGAAGUAAAGGGCAGGAGCAGUGGAAUGUGUUGUGUAGAAAACCUGGAAAUUUAUAUUUAUUAAUCAUUAGACUCUUUAAAUUGAAAGAUUGGUCAGACAGACACUGACGUUUGUUAUCCAAGAAGAUUUAGAAUUGUUUUUUAAAGAAAACUUUGUCCGUUUUGGACACUUAUAUGUAUGAUUGGAAAGUGUUGUCAUUUCUAUAAACAUUUGAGUCCUUGUUUUGACUAAA
Camelina sativa (false flax) is the source of this 2016-nucleotide messenger RNA. RefSeq names its product E3 ubiquitin protein ligase DRIP2. The record is from RefSeq and is a predicted model, not a curated record. NCBI's taxonomy places the organism in Eukaryota, Viridiplantae, Streptophyta, Magnoliopsida, Brassicales, Brassicaceae. Gene Ontology annotation, molecular function: ubiquitin-protein transferase activity.